Molecule: messenger RNA, 3855 nt
Organism: Sphaeramia orbicularis (orbiculate cardinalfish)
Lineage: Eukaryota; Metazoa; Chordata; Actinopteri; Kurtiformes; Apogonidae
Product: cell cycle control protein 50A-like
Exons: 7
Coding region: 285-1391 (368 amino acids)
Biological process (GO): phospholipid translocation
Cellular component (GO): plasma membrane; endoplasmic reticulum; Golgi apparatus
Source: RefSeq, a predicted model, not a curated record
GUACGCUACCGAGAAAACAGAAAGCGAAGAAGAAAAAGCGGAAGCCGCUGCUAGCUUUUAUGCUAGCUGACAAAUGAUUAACGUAAGAGAUGUAGUGGGUAAACAACUGAAAACAAACGAAUGUCAGCAUGUUAGCGGAGUAAUUUAGUAUUUUAAGUGACUAUUCGUCAUAUGUCAGCGCCGGUUGGACGUUAAAUUCGCUAAAAAAAACAUCGGUGAUAGCGGGGCGCUAACUAAGCUAACCGUGAAGCUAGUGAACGUUAGCCGCAGUUGUGACAGCAACCAUGAUGGCGUCCACUUACAACGCCAAAGAUGAGGACGGACACAUCACCGUGGCCGGGCCCGGAGGGGGGACACUGCGGAGCAGGAAGCCCGAAAACACCGCCUUUAAGCAGCAGAGGCUUCCGGCGUGGCAGCCCAUCCUCACGGCCGGUACCGUCCUCCCGGCCUUCUUCGUCAUCGGACUCAUCUUCAUCCCCAUCGGCAUCGGCCUGUAUGUCACCUCCAACAACAUCAAGGAGUUCGAGAUUGACUACACGGGCGUCGACAUGUCCAGCCCCUGCUUCAACUGCUCCCAGAACUUCAGCUGGAACAGCACCAGACCCUGCACCUGCUCUAUCCCCUUCUACCUGGAUCAGCCGUACGAGAGCAACGUCUUCAUGUACUACGGCCUGUCCAACUUCUACCAGAACCAUCGGCGCUACGUCAAGUCACGAGAUGACAGUCAGCUGAACGGAGACUCGGAAGCACUCACGAAACCCAGUAAAGAGUGUGAACCAUAUGCGUUUCAUGACAACAAGCCCAUCGCACCGUGCGGCGCCAUCGCCAACAGCAUGUUCAACGAUUCGCUGGAGCUGUUCUACAACGACCCAAACGGAACCAAGGUCCAGAUCCAUCUGAUGAAGACGGGCAUCGCCUGGUGGACCGACAAACACGUCAAGUUCCGGAACCCCGGAGGCAACAACCCCAACCUGACCGUGGCCUUCCAAGGGACCACGAAGCCCGUGAACUGGCGUAAACCGGUCUACGAGCUGGACUCGGACCAGGAAAACGACGGCUUCAUCAACGAGGACUUCAUCGUGUGGAUGCGAACGGCCGCCCUGCCAACCUUCCGAAAACUGUACCGCAUCAUCCAGAAGAAGAAAGACAUGGUUCUGACGCUCCCCCGAGGAAACUACACCCUGGAGGUGGUCUACAACUACCCUGUUCGCAGCUUCGAGGGCAGGAAGCGAAUGAUCCUGAGCACCAUCUCGUGGAUGGGAGGCAAAAACCCCUUCCUGGGCAUCGCGUACAUCACCGUGGGCUCGGUCUGCUUCUUCCUGGGCGUCGUGCUGCUCAUCAUCCACCACAAAUACGGCAACCGCAACAACAGCGCCGACAUCUCCAACUGAGCUCCGCCCCCUUCGCCUGAGCUGCAGCGUCAGCGUCACCAAAAUCACCAAGUAUAAAAUACGACAUGCUUUCCUGAGCUGCCAAAUAUGUGUGAAUUCUAACUCUGUAUUUCACGUCUGUGAGCGAUUGUUUGCCAAAGUUAGCGCAAAAAGUGCAGCCACAGACGACAAAUAACAGUACGUUCAAACUGUUUGGUCUUAUUUGAACUCCAAAACGUCCAGAAUUCCUGUUACAGACUUCGAAAGUAAACACAUUUCAGGUCUGGAAUUAGACCAAAGGACCAGGAGGAGGUUUUUUUUUUUCUUCACUUGUAACUUCACUGCAGCUAAAAGAACAACCAGAGUCAAGGUGGAGAUGGAGGUUUUUCAGCCUGUAAACCAAAUAUAUUCUGAUUAUAGAGACAGAAAUCACAGGAAAUGAACAAAUACUCACAUGAGAGGAGCUGAAUGGACAAGAUUAGCAAGUGAAAGUAACACUUGAGCUUUAAUUACGAUACGGUUUAAUACUGCGCUGCUUGAAUUUGACUAGAAUUAUAUGUUUACAUUCUGUAACAAAUGACACUUGUGGUUUUUUUAAGGCAGAACCCAAACAAAAAGAAUAAAACUGAACACAUAGCCUUUAAGACAUCAUUUAGGGCAUAUUUGCAGAAAACAGACCUAAAGGAUGGGAUAGAAAGUGCAAAUAUUAAGGUCUAAGAUGACCCUUAAUUAAAGUUUUAAUUCUAUUUCCAGCCUUGGUCGUGAUUCUAAAAAUGUAGCUGUGAAACAAUAAAUUUGGUUAAAAAUAUACAUAUCAGUAUCAUUGCAGAAAUACAGAAUUGAUAAAGUUAAUACAGCAGUUUGAAAUGUACAAAGUGUAAAUUUGGACAAUAUUAGCAAGUGAUUUAAGCUUUAAUUAUAAUAGAGUUUAAUACUGCGCUGCUUUAAUUUGACCAGAAUUACACAUUUAAAUUCUGUAACAAGUGACACUUGUGUUAUUUGAGGCAGAACACGGGAUUUAUAAUAAAGUAAAAGAAUAAAAUUGAACACAUAGAAGCCUUUAGAACAUCAUUUAGAGCAUAUUUACAGAAAAUAGACCUGAAUGAUGUAAUAGAAAGUGCAAAUAUUAAGGUCUAAGAUGACCCUUAAUUAAAGUUUUAAUUCUAUUUCCAGCCUUGGUUGGGAUUCUAAAAAUGUAGCUGUGAAAAAAAAACAAACUUGAUUAUAAAUAUACAUUUCAGUAUCAUCACAGAAAUACAGUGUUGAUAAACUUAAUACAGCACUGAAAUUUACAAAGUGUAAAUUUGGACAAUAUUAGCAAAUGAAAGUAUGACUUAAGCUUUAAUUACAAUAGAGUUUAAUACUGCGCUGCUUUAAUUUGACCAGAGUUAUACAUUUAAAUUCUGUAACAAAUGACACUUGUGUUAUUUAAGGCAGAACACAGGAUUUAUAAUAAAGUAAAAGAAUAAAACCGAACACAUAGAAGCCUUUAAAACAUCAUUUAGGGCAUAUUUACAGAAAAUAAACCUGAACGAUGUAAUAAAAAGUGCAUAUUUAGAUUCUAUUAAAUUCUAUUUCCAGCCAUGGUUGAUUUAAAAAAAAUAUAUAUAUACAUAUCACUAUCAUCAUAGAAAUAAAAUAUUAAUAAACUUAUUACAGCACUUCCAAAUUUACAAAGUGUCUCUAAUGUAAAAACAGAACAGAUCUAUAUAAAAGACUAAAAAGCCUUAAAAUGCAAAUAAAAUUCCAGAAGUGGGUUUUAAAUAUGAAUAUAAGUUAACAUAGACGUGUGUGUGGACCUGAGUCUGAUCUCUGAGGUACACCUGCACUUCAGGUGUGCUGCGACAUCCCCCGUUGCAUGCUGGGUAGCUGAACCGUUGACGUGAUCGCGGAGCUGCGGCGGCGGCUCGUCUUCGUGCCUGGGCUUUGAAUAAAUAAAUAAAUCGUCAUGCUUUGGCCGAUUCCACAGCUCUGAAACGUGCUCUGCCAGCUCCACACGAGCUCAGCCACUGUCAAACUGUUUUGUCUUAUUUUUUUUAAGGAAUAUUUGCUCGUAAAGCCAGUAUUUGCACGCCAGACCUCAGGGGUUUUUGAGUGUUCGGUGGGUUCAAAGUGGGUUCAAAGCCGCCAGCGUGUCGUCGUAAUGCAGUAAAUGUACGUUAACGUUGUGUUGUAGCUUCUGUCGUCAUUGUCGUCGUUUACACGCGGUAAUAAACGAUCAUACAGCAUGAAACGGUUCAGUGGAAUGUGUGUGGUUUAAUGUGGUUACGCAAACAGCUUUACCGCCGUUACAGAAGCUGAGACUAAACAUGUGUACAGUGUGUUCACAGACGCUGCAUGUGACAUGGACUAAAUAUUAAAGUGUUUAUUUUUUUUAUAUGUUCAUUUUAGAGUUGCACUAUGUUGACAUUUCUUUUGAUAUUCCAUACAUGUUGUUUUGUUGCUUUACAGAAAAAGUCAUUAAAUCUAAAAGUGGGUUACUGUG